Molecule: messenger RNA, 601 nt
Organism: Dovyalis caffra
Lineage: Eukaryota; Viridiplantae; Streptophyta; Magnoliopsida; Malpighiales; Salicaceae
Source: the annotation of a GenBank genome assembly
AUGCCUCCUCCCCACCAGCACCAGGAUCACCACCGUACACAAGGUGGUGCAUCACCACCAAAACGAAAUCAAAAACUUCUUUCCUUUAUCCUCAAAGCCAUAAUAAUGACUGCUAUAACAACCCUUUUUUUCCUGUUCCUUGGUGUAGCCGCCAUCCUCCUCCUCAUUGCCACCGCCGCACUCCACCGCCACUCGACUCCAUCCUCCAUUUCCUUACAUGGGUUGUCUCUCAAAGAUUUAAAGAAGCUCUCAAGAUUCAGAUUUUCGACUAAGACAAGACCUGAAAUGGGUGCUGAUCAAACUUCAUGUGUGGUUUGUCUUGAAGAGAUAAAGCAAGGACAGUGGUGUAGAAAUCUUGUUGGUUGUGGUCAUGUGUUUCAUAGAAAAUGUGUGGAUGCUUGGCUUGUUAAGGUUUCUGCUUGUCCAAUUUGCAGGAGACAAGUUGAAUUGGAUCAUGGGGUAAAGUGUAGUCAAUUAUGGGACUUCGGUUGGACAAAUGAAUUCAGGAGAUCUUCUCAUGCUGGUUCAACAAUGGUCCUAUCAGGAUUUGGGAAAACGGGGCGGGUAGGCUGGUGUGAUGAGCCUGAGCGGACUAUUCUGA